CUGUCUCUCAAACCCCAAAUCCGAUUUCUCAAUCUCCUCCAUCAUUCCCAUUCGUCUCGCCGAUUCAGAGCCCUUUUUUUCUUCUUUUUCAGGUAUCCGAAAAUCUCUGUUUCUCCGUCUUUGUCUCUCCGGUUGUCUCGAGCAUACACUUUUCCGGGUCAUCGUUCGACCCGGAUUUCGAAUGGGCAUAGGUCUUCCCAGAUUCAACACCAUGUUUGGCUUCUUUGAUCUCUGAAAGGUGACAUAUUUAGUGGGUAUUCUGUGAAUCUUUGAGUAAGAUCACAUCUUUUCUGAUUUUUUGGAUAUGAAGUUUCUUGAUGAAUGGUUACACCUUGUGUUUUUAUAAUGGUCUCUAAAGAAUCCAAUCAUUUGUGGGUGUUUGAUGAAUUUUUUGAUCUCUGAAAGUUUCAAUCGUUAGUGGGUCUUUCAUCUUUGAUGAGAUUGUGGGGGAAAAAAAUCUGAUUUUUAUGGAUAUUAAUCUGUGGGUUGACUGGUUGUGCCUUGUUUGGUUAUUCUCUCCAUGUUUCGCUGGUUAAUGGGUAGUUUGAGUUCUUGGAAAUAAGGAUGCCUGCAAAAGAGAAAGUGGUCACCACCUUAUCAAUGGAAAGCAAUCAUUUUUCCACACUUUUGUCUAUGGAUUCUUCCUCAAUGCCGCAUGAUGAGUUCGAGAGGGAGAUGAAUCUCAGCUUUAUUCCUCCUGAUAUAAACAUCCCUCUUUCUGAUGCCCCUACCACUUUCCCGAGCCCCGAUGAGUUUGGGCUGGAUGUUGGGCUUGCACCCCAGCCUUUCGAGGCGGACCCGAACUGUAAUAAUGGGACCAAAAUUGGGAAGAAGUGUGCCAAGAGGAUUGAUAGUGUUUGGGGUGCUUGGUUUUUCUUUAACUUCUACUUCAAACCAGUUCUUAGCGAUAAGUCGAAGGCUAGUAAUGGGAACCGCUUGAACAAAGGGGUAGUUUCGGGAUUCGAUAAAUCCGAAUUGAAUUCGGAUGUUUUCCUAGUUCAACAUGAUAUGGAGAAUAUGUACAUGUGGGUUUUCAAGGAGAGGCCGGAAAAUGCGCUUGGGAAGAUGCAGUUGAGGAAUUACAUGAACGGGCAUUCCCGCCAAGGACAGAGACCUUUCCCGUUCAGCGCGGAUAAAGGGUUUAUUCGGUCUCACAAAAUGCAGCGGAAACAUUACCGCGGGUUAUCCAAUCCGCAAUGCGUCCACGGGAUUGAAAUCGUUUGGUCCCCUAAUCUCACGGGCAUCAAUGAGGACGAACUGAAGAAGUGGAUGGAACUAACAGGUAGGGAUUUGAACUUCUCCAUCCCACCCGAAGCCACUGAUUUUGAAUCCUGGAGGAAUUCCCCGACAGCAGAUUUCGAUCUGGAUAAACUGAAUCCUAAAAAACCUGUCAACAGUUCGAGUCUAAAUCUAAACGGUGAAGGUCCUCUAGACAUGUUGGCAGUGAGCAACAAAAGAAAGAGGAACGGUGAUGAUGAAAUGUGUUUAUCGACUAGUAAUGGCUCAAAUCCAGAGAAAAUCUUGGAUUCGUCCCUCCAUCAAAUCGAACCAUCCUGGCUGAGCGAAUGUUCUGGUGUGAUGAGGUGCGCGUACGGCCCUGUGACCGCUGCAAAGACCAUAUAUGAAGACGAAGAGGGGUUCUUGAUCAUUGUCAGCAUGCCAUUUGCAGAUCUGAAGAGGGUAAAAGUGACUUGGAGAAACACAAUCUCACAUGGGAUUGUGAAGAUAUCAUGUGUGAGCACCGGGUGUGCCCCAACGAUAAAAAGACAAAACAGGGCAUUCAAGCUCACGGACCCCGCACCAGAACAUUGCCCUCCGGGGGAAUUUGUUAGGGAGAUUAUCCUCCACAGUCGCAUCCCGGAGGACGCGAAGCUGGAAGCGUUUGGGGACGAGUCUGGGACGAUGCUUGAGAUACUCGUCCCCAAACACCGAGCGGGGCCCGAGGAGCACGAGGUUCGGGUCUGCCUUCGCCCAUCCCCUUGGAGCGAGUGAAUAGUGUGGUGUGCACACAUUCAUUGGCCUUCGUAGUUACUUUAGUGUUUGAUGAGUAUAAUUUAUGUAUCUGAUCUUGGUGGCAUCAACUAAUACAAGCAGUGUUUCUCAUUUCACCAGAAAAUGUUGAGGUGCCUUAUUUUCAUAUGUUUGUGAUGCAUAGAUGUUUUUGACGCCGGACUUGGGUGUCAUA
Molecule: messenger RNA, 2185 nt
Organism: Cuscuta campestris
Lineage: Eukaryota; Viridiplantae; Streptophyta; Magnoliopsida; Solanales; Convolvulaceae
Source: the annotation of a GenBank genome assembly